CAUACACAUGCAAAUAUAACGGUGAAGCAACAGCAAGACUUUUUGGGCUGGUUCCAUUCACGUCAGCCUAACUUUUCUUAGGUCCACUGUGACGCGCGUGGUUCUGCGUGUUUUCCGCACCAACUUUGGAUCGCCGCGCAGGAGGGACGAGGAGCAAGGAGACGAUGUGAUGUGACCCCCGCCCCCCACCCACCCGCGGAUGGAAAAGAAAAAGCCCACCAAAUGACCACCACCAGCGCACCGCCUGAGUCCCAGUGCGGGCUCAACGCCUGAGCAUGACUUUGUUUUGCGUGGCCUCGUGGAGCCGUGGACGCUCCAAGUCACCCAUGCCUUCAGUGGAAUAGUUCGGAAUAUUGUUUUUUUCCUUCCCCCGAGAGAGCCGCGAUGAUGCGCGGCAGCCUGAGCGCACUGAUCCUUAGCUGCCUGGUUCUGUUGGUCCGAGGCGACCCGUGGAGGAGACUGGACUCGAGCAACUGUGAGCUCAACAAGAAACAAACUGACUUAAACUCCUUUUUGUGGACUAUCAAACGAGACCCUCCCUCGUAUUUCUACGGCACAAUCCACGUUCCCUACACUCGUGUGUGGGACUUCAUCCCUGAGAACUCCAAGCAGGCCUUCCAAGAGAGCAACAUCGUCUACUUUGAGCUAGACCUGACUGAUCCUUACACUAUCUCUGCCCUGACCAGCUGCCAGCUGCUUCCUCAGGGCGAGAACCUGCAGGACGUUCUACCCAGGGACAUCUAUCGCAGACUGAAGAGGCACCUGGAGUAUGUAAAACUCAUGAUGCCUUCCUGGAUGACGCCAGAUCAGAGAGGGAAGGGACUCUAUGCGGACUACCUCUUCAAUGCCAUCGCUGGGAACUGGGAAAGGAAGCGGCCUGUCUGGGUCAUGUUGAUGGUUAACUCGCUGACUGAGGCGGACAUAAAGACUCGUGGGGUGCCGGUUCUGGACCUGUACCUGGCUCAGGAGGCGGAGAGGAUGAAGAAGAGAACUGGAGCUGUCGAGAAAGUGGAGGAACAGUGUCAUCCCCUUAACGGUCUCAAUUUCUCCCAGGUGAUCUUUGCUCUCAACCAGACUUUACUACAGCAGGAGUCUUUAAGAGCUGGUAGCCUUCAGGUUCCGUACACAACGGAAGACCUCAUCAGGCACUACAAUUGCGGAGACCUCAACUCCAUCAUCUUCAACCAUGACACCUCACAGGUCCCAAACUUCAAUAAUGUAACGCUGCCGCCCAGCGAGCAGGUGACUGCCCAGGAAAUAGACCGCUACUUCAGACAGGAACUCAUCUACAAGAGGAAUGAGCGAAUGGGGAAAAGGGUGAAAGCCCUGCUAGAAGAGCAUACAGACAAGAGCUUCUUCUUUGCCUUUGGAGCAGGUCACUUCCUGGGUAACAAUACAGUAAUUGAUGUGCUUCGUCGCCAAGGAUACGAGGUAAAGCACACCCCUGCCGGGCAGCCCAUAAACAGGAGAUUAUCAUCCAGGUCAGAUUGGAGUGAGCCAGAGGACCAUAAUGACGAGUCCCCUCUACUAGAGCCUUUCCUCCACGAACUCCCAGAGAGGGACGACGAUCAGGGGCGUUCCCUGGAGGACGAGCGGUUCACCCACAUGUUUCUGCCUUCGGACAGCCUGGAACUGCUGGAGAAAGCGGAGAAGAAGAUGCUGAAGAAAAAACGGAGAAACAAGCAGAAGAAACAGCGGCACAGGCAUUUCAAUGAUCUCUGGGUCCGCAUAGAAGAGAGCGCCGUGGCCCAGUCUCCGCCACUCCCUCGCGUCGUCAACGGUUACAUCACAGUGAAGCCUCCCAGUCGAGACUUCAACCACUACAACUAUUAUAACGUGCCCUCGCCCUCGUCGCUCUGCUCGUACUCACCGAUCCUCCUGUGUGCCUCACUGAUUCAUCAGAUGUGUACCAUAUUUCUCUAGCAUAGUAUUUGUUGCGAUCCACUACAAUAAAGAGAAUCUUAUGGACUCCUUUGGAGAAGGUGUGGAGGUGAUGAAAUCAGACUGUUGGGUUAAUAGUACCAACCAUGGAUAUAAAACAGACGUAUUUGGGACAAUGUGGUCCAGCAAUGCCGGUGGAGUAUCUGUUUUACAAAAUGAGGCCUUGAAUAGAAUGUAAGGGCACUAUCACAGUACGUGUUUUAAAUAUUGAUAGCGUUUCUGCUGUUGAAAAAAAACUGGUGGAACAUAAAAAUGCUGCACACGUCAGUUCCUUUAUUUGUGAGUCUUAUAGCACAAACAGGGAAAUCUCAUUUACAUACAGCGGCUGGUAUAAGUAUUUAACACGUCACCAUUUUUCUCACUAAAUAUAUUUUAUAAAGGUGCUAUUGACAGGAAAAUUUCCCCAGACGUUGUGAACAACCCAAGUAAUCCAUACAUACAAAGUAGAACAAAUAAGCUCCGAAAUUAAGUUAUGUGUAAUAAUGUGAAAUGACACAAGGGAAAAGUAUUGAACGCACCAACUGGUAUUUAUUUAAUACUUUGUACAAAAGUCUUUGUUUCCAAUGACAGCGUCAAGAUGCCUCCUGCAUGGAAAAAAUAGUCGCAUGCAUUGCUCUGGUGUGAUUUUAGUCCAUUACUACACACAAGCAGUCUUCAAAUCUUGAAGGUUCCGUGGGCUUCUUUUCAGGACCUUGAGUUUCAGUUCUUUCCAUAGAUUUUCGAUUGGAUUCAAGUGAUUGGCUGUGCCAUUGUGGCAGCUUUAUUUUUUAUUCUUUGAAACCAAUUGAGUUUCCUUAGCAGUAUGUUUUGGAUCAUUAUUCUGAUGAAAUGUCCACCCUCGUUUCAUUUUCGUCAUCCUUGGAGAUGGCAGCAGACUUUUGUCAAAAAUGUCUCGGUACAUUUGCCCAUUGAGGCUUCCUUUAGUAAUGUGAAGUUUACCAGUACCAUGUGCUGAUAAGCAGCCCCACACCAUCAUGUUCCCACCUCCGAACUUCACUGUUGGUAUGGUGUUUUUAGGGUGAUGUGCAGUGCCAUUUCUCCUCCAAACGUGGUGUGCAUUAUGGCAUCCAACCAGUUCAAUUGUGCUCUCAUCAGACCAGACUAUAUUCUCCCAGUAUUUAACUGGGUUGUCCAAAUGUUGUUCAGCAAACUUUAAAUGAGCUUUGACGUGCCUUGCGUGAUAAGCGUGCAUACAGGCUGUGGCGACGGAGUGCAUUACUCAGUUUUCCUGGUGAGAACAGUACCUGCUAAUUCCAUGUCUUUUUGAAGAUUCCACAGGUGGUCCUUGGCUCUUGGACAACUCUUCUGGUUAUUCUUUGCACUCCUCUGUCAGAAAUCUUGUGAAGAGCACCUGAUCGAGGCAAAUUUAUGGUGGUAUGAUUGGCUUUCCACAUUCAUAUUAUGGGCCCAACCAUGCUCACUGGAACGUUCAGAAGCUUAGAUAUGAGCCUGUAAUCAAUGAUGUUAUGUUUUGCAACAAUAAGUAUGCGAUGGGCUUGAGACAGCUCUCUUCUCUUACCCAUCAUGAGAUGUGUCUUGACUCACACCUUGGCAAUGAGACCUUUUUGUAGGCCAUCAAUUAGGACUGAACCAUCUGAUGUUCAUUUGCACUGACAAGGGUCUGGAUCGCUGUUAGAUUAUUGAUCGAUUUUAGGUGUUGUCGUGGCUUUCCAUGCCUUUUUGCACCUCCCUUCAUGUGUUCAAUACUUUUUCCCUGUGUCAUUUCUCAUUGUUACACAUAACUUAAUUUCUGAUCUUAUUUGUUCAACUUUCUCAUGUAUGGAUUACUUGGGUUGUUCCCAACAUCUGGUGAAAUGUUCACGUCAAUAGGACCUUUGGAAAUAUAUUUAGUGAGAAAAAUGGUGACGUGUUAAAUACUUAUUUCAGCCGCUGUAUCUUAACCAUUACACCGUCACCAUGAGUACGUCUGUUUAAGCGUGUAUGUUCGUGUGCAUGUGUGCAUGUUUCGUAUCGAUCAGCUCUUAAGUCCCCCGGCCAUGUUGAAAGCGGUGUUUUAAUUUAUUCUUCCAUAUUAGAAGAAUCUGAAUUUGUGCUUAAUAUGUUACAUAAUAGCCUAUGUCAGGGGAAAUAUGUAAAUAUUGUCUAAAUAUUAUAGAUGUAUUUUAGAAUUAUUACAAAAAAGGAAUAUUAUGACAUGUUGUUUAUAUGAAUAUAUAAAUAGAUAUGCAGUAUAUUUUUGGACAGAAUCAGGAACUAACCACCAUAAGUCUAUCAUGUGUCUCACUGUAAAGCAAUUUUUUGGGAGCGGAAAUGACAGCUAUUCAACUUUGUGUAUCAGUGUUAAUCACUUGCUUGCCUGUAUGUGUCCAAUGGAAGGACAUUUUACUGUGCAUUCUUUUUUUUUUGUCAAUGUUUUUGUUUAAUUUAUUUAACUACCUUAGUUUCGCUUGAAGUUGAAUGACACAUUCACAGUGCUUUUUUGUACUGUAUUUGGUCUCAUUGAUACAUUUUCCCAUACAGUCAUUAAUGCUAUGCUAUGCUAAGUGAAAAGCAUGGAUCUUAAAAUGUCUUCUUGUUUGGGAAAUGAUAAAUGACCUCCACCAAGUGAGAAAGCUUGAAGGCGAGAGCUUUUCACCCUUAUCGUUGGUUAGUUUAGGAUCUCUCUCUCUCUCUCUCUCUCUCUCUCUGUACAAUAGGCAAUAGAUAUUACCAUCAUCACAUGGCUGCCACGUAGGCACCGGUGAGUAUUAUUGCAUAUCUGUGACCCGGAAAUACGUCAGUCCCAUUCCUUGCCUGCAUUGCGCCACAGCACCAGUAAACAAAAGUGGCCAAUUCUGCAAAUAACAGACUUUGUCAAUGGCAUCGUAAUGUCAUUAUUAAAAUAUAAUAUUAAAUUAUUAUGGAUUAAUACACUUUUACACAGACCUUGGCGGAGAUCUGUGCUCUUCAGAUCUGGUUUGGUGAUCAAGAUUCUCGUUUUUAUGAUUUUUGUGCUUAAAAGAAAACAAAGAAUGAGGAAAUUUGGAGAAACAUGCUUUUUAGUGGUCAGUCACAUUGUAAUGACAAUAAGGCGCCCCAAAUAAAUAAGGAUAAGUGUGCGACAAACAGCGGUGUUCAGUCACAUUUCAGUUAAAGCGUAAGAUGAUUGUAACAGCAUUAUCAUGUCAACAAUAAAAUAUUUAUCCAGAUUAACAUUGAAUUCAGUUUAUCCUUUGCGAAUUUGGCAAAUUUGCAGACACAUGCCGCCACUGUGUGCUGAGCUGGUUUCACGGCAUGUUUAUAGGAGGUUAAUGUGGUGCGAUAAGGGCCGCAGCGAGAAGCCCUCUGAUGUGUGUAUGUGGUCGGCCGCAAACAAGGCAGCUGCUCUGCUGCCAGCGCGUCGAUCCUGCAGGAAACAAACAGGAAGCCAGAGCUAAAGCCAUCUUUACAUGUGCAGGAAAUGAAUGUUAAUUGGUUUGUUAUAGCAACAGGAAAUGUAAGCCAAUUUUUAGUUUGCACUUUGAUUUAGUGGUGAUUGAUUAUAGUGGCUUUUGGGGUGGGGGUUAGGUGUUUUUUGUUUGUUUGUUUGUUUGUUUGUUUUCUGUGAGCUUUUUGUUGCUGAAAUCGCAGCAAUCGAUUUUUCUGUUGCAAGGCACAGGAUUUACUUGCAGUUGAAAAAAGUGAUCUUAAAAAGGAAAUCUAUCUUCAUGCAGUUUUCUACGGAUUUUCCAGGGUUGAUUGUUUUACAUAAACGUGAGAUUCAUGUGACCUAAAAAUGUGUUCCAAUUGGACAAUAUGUGUAUAUGUAAAUUGUAAAGGUCACUGACAAUGAACACACUAUAAGCAUUAAUCGCUGUGCUGUAUAUAUAUGCUUUACUCAGUGUAAUCCAACGCUUUGGAAAAACAUACCUUGUGUGUCACUCAGUCAAGACUCAACAAACAAAAAUGCCGUUCACUGGUCUAAUUGCCUCCCGUGACCUUCAUUUACUGACAGACGCAAUUCAUUUACAAUCACGUCCAGAAGCUGAAACAGUUGCUGCAUUUUAUCAUUGUUGACCAGCAUUCCAUUUGGAAUUCAAAACAUUUUUUUAACAAACAAAAAAAAAGAACUAAAACUUUCUGGAAAUAAACUAUCACAAUGUAAACUGGCCAAAUGCAGGUGUCUCACUUGACAUCACACGUAGAAAAAUAUUUAACACCAUGCUGUGAGGACAUACAUCAGAAAUCAUUCACCAGUGGAUUUGGUGGGUUCGAAUGAAGUUUGAAUGUUCUCCCUGUGCUUGCGUGGGUUUUCUCCAGGUGCUCCGUUUUCCUCCCACAUUCAUGCCUGUUAGGUAAUAUGAUGACUCGAAAUUGUCCUUAGGUGUGUAUGUGAGUGUAAAUAGUUCUUUGUCUGUUUGUUUAUAUUUUGCUCUGUGAUUGGCUGGGGGCCAGUCCAGGGUGUAGCCCCGCCUCUCGCCCGAUGUCAGCUGGGAUAGGCUCCGGCACACCCACAACCCUAAUGAGGUGAAGCAUACUGCAUACUGCUUCACCUCAUUGGGAUGGAUGGCUGGACAAUAAUGUCUAUGAGUUGUAAUGCAUCACGCUACUUUUGCAUUACUUUUUGAGUUAUGGACAUUGAAACAACAGUGGAUUCAAAAGUAUAAUAUUUACCUCACCGUUGAAGAGAUGACAAUCCCAAUACAACAGGUAUUUGUUAAAAAAUGGAAUAUGGCUGUUUUCCCGCUAAACUAUUGUACAAAGGAGGUUAUGUACGUUACUCGUGUUGCCGAGCGAGUAUAACAUUACCAAAAUACUAUAUGCACAGCGAAUAAUAACUAUACAGUAAUUGCGUUACUUUUGUAACUUGCUCCUCCCAACACUGCUUACCUCUCAGUGCAACCUAAGUAAUGUACUGUGUAUGUCAUACUCACAGUCACAGGAUAUUGUGGAGUACUGUAAUGGCAUCUUUUGUUGAUCCAAACAUGUAUUUUGGACAAUUAUAUUUCGUGUGUUUUAGCGACACAUUUUGGUAGAUGAAAACAGAACAGUUGCUAUUUUAUUCUAUUGUGAUCUCAUUAAUAACUGAAAUCCUUACUCUUAAAAAAAAAAAUUCUCUUUCAAACAAAAUUGAAUGACAAUUAGGUGUUAAAAACUACACGCCCCACAGACGAGUGGACGAGGUAAACCUGGAAACCAAGGAAUUGAAAGCAGAUGUCCACGCAGACGGCUGUUUCCUGUGAGCUGGGUUGAAGCAAGACAUGGCGGCCAAUAGGACAGAUUCAAAUUGUUAAUUUUCAGUGGAAUCUUAAUGAUUCUGGAUUGUGUUUCCAAAAAUAUUGGUUUGCUUUGUCGCCCUUGUUAAAAAGGAAUGAAUAGCUUCAUUUAUAGGAUGACGGACUUGGUAAUACAUAGGGUGUUCCUGGGUUUCACAACUUUGAUGACUUCCUGUUAUUAAUCCAAUCCUCACUUGAAUGGAUUUAGUUCCCCCCCCCCCCCCAAUUAUGACGAAUCCACUUGAACGUAUGAUUUUGCCCAGUGCUAUGAAGACCUAGUCCCUCUGUUCAGAAGGUCAAGCAAGCACACAGUUGAAACAACUCCGGUUUAUUUUCCAAGCGGAGCUCUGGUCAGUGUGUGUCGAAGCGUGGCUAUUAUCAGUACAUCAGUCACUGCAGCAUGUUAGCUGAGUACCCGUGUAAUAAGUGCUCUGCCGAGCGAGUCCCUCGCAUAUUUACAUAGGAAAUCUCUUUGGGUUUAUUUCCAACUCCAAGCAGUGGGAACUAUUGAUUUGUCUUGGAGUGCGAUGUUCUCAGACAUUUUUUUGUUGACACAAAGGAGAGUCAAAGGUGAAAAGAAGUAUUUGACCGAAUACAUUUGAAAUCAAACAGAUUGGAUGUUAAAGUACACAUAACUAUAACAACCUUGUAAGUCCACUUUGACAAUUUUGACAUAAUGAAAUUAUGUUUUCUAGGCUGUGCUGUUAAAACUCUUCAGCUAAGGAACCAAGGAAAACAUGUUUAUAACAUUAUUCUUUUACAAUGUCCUUUAGCUGCCAACCUUGCCUUUCAAUAGAUGUACAGUUCUUCCCUGGUGACCCUGAACACCGACUUGUGGGGAGGGCAUCCAACGUCUUUGCGUGGGCAUCAAAAUAUGUAUAAUUCUUGAUCCUUGAGCCUUUUUGAUUGAAGCAUGUCACGGACACGUCAUUAAAGAACCUGGGCACGGUUUUCAAUUGUGCAAAAAAAAAAACAUAACUGGCCUUCUUUAACAAACGGUGUGCUGGCAACCUUGUAGGUCAGCGUAAUGUUUUGAGCAGAUGACAAUGAAAGGAUUCGCAUUGAUGUUUGUAGGUCAAACUCUGGUCAUUAUCUAGGCUGGUAUGCAACAUGCUCACGAGCUAUUUUCCACUCAAAUGGCCUCUACUCGCAGUAUAAAUGAAGCAUGUCGGUCCAUAUAUUUAUUUUCAUGAACUCUGUAUGACACAAGUCUUUGAAGAUUAGCAUUUGUGAAACAUUUAAUUCUUUGUCCACACAUUGAAUGACCACAAAAUCAAAUUUUAUGUGUUGGUGAAGGCGAGGUGGCGAGUCCUGCUGGGUGUACCAAAGGCAUCGCCGGGGCGUCCGUAAAGCCUCGUCUGCUGUGAGAAAAUGCACCACACACUCAAAACUUCAGGAGCCCCUCGCGCUUGCUGAGUUCAAAGCUCAUGUAGACACAAGAAAAAGAUUUACUGGAAAUAUUACAAAUAUCCAAUCUUAGGACAGGGAUACAGAUUUCAGACAACCGUAGGCUAACGCAAGUUUUACUUUAGAUCAUCUUAGAAAGAUUAGGAAAUGUACAGGAUGGCAAAGAAUACCCUGGACACUAUAAUAAUGAUGUAUUUGUGUUGUAUUUAUUUAUUUGUAAAUAAUAAUAAUAAUAAUAAUAAUAAUAACAAUAAAUAAAUAAGGCCCACAUUACUCAAAACUAAUACCAAAUAAAAACAAUUGCCAUUACAUUUGUUUCCUUCGAAAACUUACAGCUUUUGAUAUUUAAAUCUGCUCUGUGAUUGGUUGGUGACCAGUCCAGGGUUUUGGAAAUUUUGGGAACGAACAAAUGGUUGCGUGGGGGGGCUUAAGACAUUUUUAGGGGGCUUCAGCCCACUAAAAACUAGGCCUAGGGACACCAUUGGACGAGACUAUAAUUAUUUCAGCAGUCAUACAUUUUAUGACAUUUUUGCUUGGCGGUGGGCCAUGAGAUAUUUCUAAUGUAAAAUGAGCUGAGUUAAACGAGCUGUCAUGCAUGUGAAUUUCACAGUUAAGUCUCAUGAUUUGCACAUGUGCAGGUUGUGAUUUAAAGUGUGCAAUGCUGCUCUCUGUUUGUCGUCUGAGGUACUGUUUCAGUUGAAAGACACCUUUCUUCAAAAUUGUAUGUGUGUCAACAUUAAGUGACGUGAUUGCCGUGGGGGAAUUGCCUCCUAAUUAGGGUAUAUUAAGUGUCAUAUU
Molecule: messenger RNA, 9341 nt
Organism: Phycodurus eques (leafy seadragon)
Lineage: Eukaryota; Metazoa; Chordata; Actinopteri; Syngnathiformes; Syngnathidae
Gene: trabd2a
Product: TraB domain containing 2A
Exons: 7
Coding region: 385-1923 (512 amino acids)
Biological process (GO): negative regulation of Wnt signaling pathway
Cellular component (GO): membrane
Molecular function (GO): metalloendopeptidase activity
Source: RefSeq, a predicted model, not a curated record